This is a messenger RNA of Thunnus maccoyii (southern bluefin tuna), 1257 nucleotides long. RefSeq names its product uroporphyrinogen III synthase (gene uros). Gene Ontology annotation, biological process: uroporphyrinogen III biosynthetic process. The transcript is spliced from 10 exons. Gene Ontology annotation, molecular function: uroporphyrinogen-III synthase activity. Bases 209 to 994 code for a protein of 261 amino acids. The record is from RefSeq and is a predicted model, not a curated record. NCBI's taxonomy places the organism in Eukaryota, Metazoa, Chordata, Actinopteri, Scombriformes, Scombridae.
AUUUUGACGUUAUACAUCUGUAGUUGAACUACAAUGAAAUAUUUUAGUGUUUUAAACUAUCAAUAAUAUAUGACUUGUUACAUAUAACUCGAUUUUUUGGGGACGUUAGUCAAAUGUACAGCAUUAUGUCUCCCCUUCUUAACCGUAUCUGAAGUCGUCAUGCAUUCAGCUGUAGGGACAACUCAAGCGUUUUAAGGUCUGUAUCAAGAUGCACGUACUGCUUCUCAAAGAGCCAAGAGAUGGCGAUUCUGGACCAGAUCCUUACAUCAAGGAGUUGGAAUCACAUGGUCAUAAAGCAACCUUAAUUCCUGUGCUGUCUUUUAAAUUUGUCUCAUUAAACACCUUGACAGAUAAGCUUUUCCAGCCAGAAAAACACGGAGGUCUCAUAUUUACUAGUCCAAGAGCAGUGGAAGCUGUGAAGAUGUGCUUAGAAGCAGAAGACAGAAGGGAAGAGUGGAAUAGCUCAGUGAAAGACAAAUGGAACAGCAAGUCCAUCUAUGUGGUUGGGAAGGCAACUGCUGCAUUAGUACGAAAUCUUAGUCUGAACCCUUUGGGCGAGGACACGGGGACAGCAGAGGUGUUAUCACGUGUUAUUAUUGAACGAGAGGACACAAAUAUCCCCCCACUUUUUUUCCCCUGUGGCUCAAUCAAAAGAGAAGUCUUGCCCACGGCUUUAAGGGAAAAUGGAGUUCCCCUUGAGACGCUGACUGUCUAUCAAACAACUGAACAUCCAGACCUGGAGAAAAAUCUAAAGAACUACUUCACAGAGCAGGGCGCUCCAGCCAGCAUAGCUUUCUUCAGUCCAUCAGGAGUGAAGUUUUGUCUAAAAGUGGUGCGGAAGCUGUCAGGUGAACAGCUGAGUCAAAUCAAGUUUGCAGCCAUAGGUCCUACUACACAAGACGCUAUGACAGCAGAGGGCCUGUGUGUCAGCUGUGCUGCAGAGAAGCCAACAGCUGAACACCUGGCGGCAGCGAUAGCCAAAGCUCUACAGUAACCACCCCUCACCCUCACCAUCCACUUUAUCUUCUUUCUUUGUAUAGUCUGUAUUUCUGUAUUCAUGUAUUUUUAUUUGUCUGUGUGCUGCUCCUCUUGCCAGUUUUGUAAGUUAUUUUGCACUGAGAAAAAGUAGCUUUUGUGCCAUAAAAGACAUGAAAGACUAAGUGAAUAUAUAUAUAUAUAUAUAUAGUUGUAUUUAUUGUUAAGCUUGCUCAAGAAACUCAAUGUAGAGUUUGUUUUUGAAAAUAAAUUUAAAUCAGU